Molecule: messenger RNA, 1758 nt
Organism: Oncorhynchus kisutch (coho salmon)
Lineage: Eukaryota; Metazoa; Chordata; Actinopteri; Salmoniformes; Salmonidae
Gene: banf1
Product: barrier to autointegration nuclear assembly factor 1
Exons: 3
Coding region: 508-780 (90 amino acids)
Biological process (GO): chromosome organization
Cellular component (GO): condensed chromosome; nucleus
Molecular function (GO): DNA binding
Source: RefSeq, a predicted model, not a curated record
AUUCUAAACUUCUACGCUUGCUUUAAAUCUGAUUGGUGGCACGGGAGACUAGCUAUAAUAUAUCCAUAGAAGCAGACCGCACACGUUAGAUCCGUCAGCUCAGGCUAGUUAGCUAGCACACAAUCACCAUUAGCAAACAUUGAAUAGUCAUGUGAGUUUCAGUUCAAUUGUCUGAUCCAAACACGUUUCUACGUAGCUAGAAGCUAGUUAUUUCUGACGUAGCAAGCGUUUUAUCACUAGAAGCUAGCUGGUUACACUUUUGCUUGCUAAAUGGCUAACUAGCUAGCUCAAGUGAAGCUGUUGGGCGCGGAGUUUGAGAGCUCCAAAAAUAGUGCUCCUACUGUGGCUAUGUAUAUUAGCAAACUCACAAUGUAGCUUUGCGUGGAUUACACGGUGGUCCUGGUCAAGUUAGCAUACAAGGAGUAUUUGUUUCCCACAAACAACAUGGAAAGGUUUUGGUUUCAGUUUGGAACUGGUACUCUAGGUGAUCACUGACAGAAAGCAGCCAUGUCGUCAACAUCCCAGAAACACAAAGAGUUUGUGGCAGAACCCAUGGGGGAGAAGUUAGUGAAUGCACUUGCUGGCAUUGGAGAGGUGCUUGGCAAGAGACUGGAGGAGAAGGGCUUCGACAAGGCUUACGUGGUCCUGGGUCAGUUCCUAGUGCUGAAGAAGGAUGAGGAGCUAUUCCGGGACUGGCUGAAAGAUACAUGCGGGGCCAAUGUCAAACAGCAGGGCGAUUGCUACGGCUGCCUGCGUGAGUGGUGCGAUUCUUUCCUGUAGAGAAGCUAUUUUAUCCAGUUUCAGUUUUUCCAAUUUCUAAAUCCCAAACAUCCAUUUACCUCUACUGUGGUCUCACAUCAACUUACACCUCAUAUGGACUCUCACUGCACAUGAGGAAGUUAAGCAAAGUCUGAAGUCGUAAGACCCAGUUAUUUUUUUAACUAUAGUCUUAUAGACUUAAGAAUGCUUUUAAAAUCAGUAAGACAUACUUUGCUGCAGUCACCCAUGGGGUUGUUACACCCAACUGUGUAGCUCUGUAAUGCUGACCUUUUCUAUGAUUCAAAUCUUUGGCUGCACAGAAACGUUGGGAAUGAGCUCAUUUUGGUUUUCCAGCAAUGUGUUAUUUCAAUUUGUUCUCUGUCAAAGGAAAACUUUUAUCAACACGGUCCCUUCACAUAACUAAUGUUUGUACUCAUCUCCAACUGACUGUUUGCCCGUGCAUUUAUUUAAAUUAACUUAUAAUAGAAUUUUAAACCAUUUUAGAUACCAGAUAGCUUUAACAUCUGUAGUUAAAAUGUCAAGAUGUUACUGUUCAUUUUUACAAAACAGAGUUCACAGGAAACACUAAGGUGUAAUUGCUCCAUGUUAUCUUGUGUUUGUUUUUGUCAAAGUUGAAGAGAUGCCUCAAUGUUGUAAUAUUUUUUUAUUUUUUACGAUCUACUUAAGUUAGCUACCACAAAUCACCCAAUUUUCACACACAAAAUGAAAGCCUAAAGUAAACCCACGAAAAGGAGCACUGUUGUUCCAGGAAGUAAUUUCUAGGCAUGCGCGUGUUGCUUGCUAACGUUUAAUUGCUGAAUGAUGGUUUUUCUGAAAUACUGGUUCAUGUUUUUGUGUUUUGACUGUGAAAGCAUAUUAGUUUUUAUAUUUUUCUUUUGAAAUGAACAAAACCAACUGCAAGAUCUGGACAAUUCUGGGUUUGUUUUGUUUUUGCCAUUUUUUGGGGGGGAAAUAAAAUCACAAAUGAAAUGCAAACUU